GCGAAGUUGAAUUGACAGGCGUUCCCGGCUACCGUAGUAGCUGUAUCUGGCAGCCAAACUGAACUGAAGACAUGUGUGGAAUCUUUGCAUAUCUCAACUACCAUGUGCCGAGGACUCGUCGGGACAUCCUUGAGAUCCUCCUCAAAGGUCUGCACCGACUGGAGUACAGAGGCUACGACUCAGCCGGUGUGGGAAUUGAUGCUGGAAAUGGAAAGGACUGGGAGACAAAUGCCAAGUCUAUCCAACUGAUCAAGCAACGUGGAAAAGUGAAGAUGCUUGAUGAGGAGAUCAACAAGCAGCAGGAUAUUGAAAUGGAUGUGGAGUUUGACGUCCAUCUGGGCAUUGCUCACACCCGCUGGGCCACCCACGGUGCGCCAAGCCCAGUUAACAGCCAUCCACACCGAUCUGACAAGACCAAUGAGUUCAUUGUCGUUCACAAUGGAAUCAUCACCAAUUACAAAGACCUGAGGAAAUUCUUGGAGAGCAAAGGUUACGAGUUUGAGUCAGAGACUGACACGGAGAGCAUUGCCAAGCUGGUGAAGUACAUGUUUGACAACAGGGAGAAUAACGACAUCAGUUUUGCAACACUGGUGGAACGAGUGACCCAGCAGCUGGAAGGAGCUUUUGCCCUGGUCUUCAAGAGCGUCCACUACCCCGGAGAGGCAGUUGGCACAAGGAGGGGAAGUCCCCUGCUGAUGGGAGUGAGGUGUGAUCACAAGCUGUCCUCAGAUCAUAUUCCUGUGGUCUACCGCUCCACCACUAAAGACAAGAAAGGCUGCACUGCCCUACCCAGGUCGGACCGGGACACCUGCUUGUUCCCUGUGGAUGAGAAAUCUGUCGAGUAUUACUUUGCCUCCGAUGCAAGCGCAGUGAUCGAGCACACAAACCGGGUGAUCUUCCUGGAGGACGACGAUGUGGCCGCCGUGGUGGAAGGCCGUCUGUCCAUUCACAGGAUAAAGCGCACGGCCGGAGACUAUCCAGCCCGCGCCAUCCAGACCCUGCAGAUGGAGCUGCAGCAGAUCAUGAAGGGCAACUACAGCUCCUUCAUGCAGAAGGAGAUCUUUGAGCAGCCCGAGUCUGUGGUCAAUACCAUGAGGGGGAGACUCAACUUCGAGAACAACUCAGUGACCCUGGGUGGACUGAAGGACCACAUCAAAGAGAUCCAGAGGUGUCGGCGGCUGAUCCUCAUCGCCUGCGGGACCAGCUACCAUGCUGGGGUAGCGACCCGGCAGGUCCUGGAGGAGCUGACCGAGCUGCCGGUCAUGGUGGAGCUGGCCAGUGACUUCCUGGACAGAAACACCCCCGUCUUCCGAGACGACGUCUGCUUCUUCAUCAGCCAGUCAGGGGAAACUGCCGACACCCUCAUGGCCCUGCGCUACUCUAAGGAGAGAGGAGCUCUGACCGUGGGAAUCACCAACACUGUGGGCAGCUCCAUCUCCAGGGAGACCGACUGCGGAGUCCACAUCAACGCUGGGCCCGAGAUCGGAGUAGCCAGCACCAAGGCGUACACCAGCCAGUUCGUGGCCCUCAUCAUGUUUGCGCUGUUGAUGAGCGACGACAGGAUUUCCAUGCAGCCCCGACGCCGAGAGAUAAUCCAGGGCCUGAGAGUCCUCCCAGAUCUGAUAAAGGACGUGCUGGCUCUGGAUGAUGAGAUCCAGAAGCUGGCGAUGGAGCUGUACGAGCAGAAGAGUGUGCUGAUCAUGGGCCGAGGCUACCAUUACGCCACCUGCCUGGAAGGAGCUCUGAAAAUCAAGGAGAUCACGUACAUGCAUUCAGAGGGCAUCAUGGCUGGAGAGCUGAAGCACGGCCCCCUGGCUCUGGUGGAUAAACUCAUGCCGGUUAUCAUGAUCAUCAUGAGGGACCACACCUACAACAAAUGUCAGAACGCACUGCAGCAGAUUGUUGCCCGCCAGGGCCGCCCCAUCGUGAUCUGCGACAAAGACGAUUACGAGACGGCGAAGAACUCGAGCCGCACCAUCAAAGUGCCGCACUGCGUGGACUGCCUGCAGGGCGUCCUGAGCGUCAUCCCGCUGCAGCUGCUGUCCUUCCACCUGGCCGUGCUCCGAGGAUACGACGUGAGUACUGGCUCUGAGUGUCCUGACUGUUCCGACGGAUGA
Notothenia coriiceps (black rockcod) is the source of this 2117-nucleotide messenger RNA. RefSeq names its product glutamine--fructose-6-phosphate aminotransferase [isomerizing] 1. Gene Ontology annotation, molecular function: L-glutamine:D-fructose-6-phosphate transaminase (isomerizing) activity; carbohydrate derivative binding. Gene Ontology annotation, biological process: fructose 6-phosphate metabolic process; UDP-N-acetylglucosamine metabolic process; protein N-linked glycosylation. The transcript is spliced from 18 exons. NCBI's taxonomy places the organism in Eukaryota, Metazoa, Chordata, Actinopteri, Perciformes, Nototheniidae. The coding region runs from base 72 to 2117 and encodes 681 amino acids. The record is from RefSeq and is a predicted model, not a curated record.